CUUCUGCUGCCAGUGUCCUUGUCCUCACCGUGAGCUGCAGCCAUCCCCCACCUCUGCAGGAGACCCUCCAACACUAGCACAGCAGUAGUGACUUGUCUGAAGAAAAUGGAAAUGGUGAUAGCUCAGAAGAGGAGGAAGAAGAGAGAUUCUCAAAGAUGCGAAUCAUCUAUUUGGGACUGCUCCUUUCCAGUCUGACUCUCGCAGCACCAACAUUGCAACCGCAGGCUGAGAAAAUGAAGCAGGACUCGGUGGAAGAACACAGGAUCAUGUACAAGGGCCACCAUGAGAAACAUGGGUAUUACGUGUUUAAGUAUGUUUACACCUCGUCUGGGAGGAAAAAUCAAACUGAUGUGAAGCAGGAAGAAGAAAACAAAGACAAUAUUGCUCUUCUCCAUUCUGGCAAGAAACGAAAUCAAGAGCCAGCGCCUAAAGAAAACAUUGUCCAAGAUAAAAAGAAAGCCUUGUCCCUCCCUGGAACCAAUGAAAAUAACAAAAGCACUAAACCUCAAAAUCUUCUGGAAAAUAGGCAGACAAUGAGUAAAGACUAUAGAAUUAGUAACAAAGAAAAUGCCCACAAUGACCUGAAGAUGUCCAUUUAUCCUGAAUCAACUGGGAAUCAUGGGACUGAGAAUGGAGACAAUGCUGUUAGCAAACUACAUGACCAGGAAGAAUAUGGCAAAGCUCUCAUCAGAAAUAACAUGCACCACAUAACGGAGCCAGGGACUGUGACUGAACUCUUGAGGGAAGAAAACACAGAGAACAAACCCCGGAAUGUUUUAAGCAAAGUUCCAGCAGGUGCCAAUUAUGCUAAAGCCCCCUCAAAAAUUAAGAAGGAUCAUCAAAGAGAUUCCCAAGCCCAGAAUAUUCCAGUAAAAAGCAAAAGUACCCACCAUAUCCAACCCAACAUGGACCGUCUAAAACAGCUCCCCCAAGCCAAACAGGUCUCCAGUGAUUUUGAAGGCAGUGGCUAUCCAGAUCUUCAAGGGCAGGAGGACAAUGAUAUCUCUCCUUUCAGUGGAGAUGGUCCACCUAUUAAGGACAUUUCUGGUAAAGGAGAUGCUAUUCGUCCUGACCGAGAAGGUACAGAUAUUCAAACAGAGUUUUCCAGCCCAAGUGAAGCUGAGACCGUAACUCCUGGUGCAAGAGGACCAGGUUAUAAUGAGAUCCCAGAGAAAGAAGGGAAUGGUGGAAAUACCAUUGAAACCAAGGAUGAAACAGCCCAAAAGGCAAACGCUGCUGAUGUGAGCCUAGUGGAGGGCAACAACAUCAGAGGUAGCACCGAUUUUAAGAAACUCUCUGGAAAAGAAGGAAACAGAGAGGAUGGCAGCAGCCAAAAUGUUCAUCGAGGGCAGAUAGAGUUUCAUUACCCUCACGCACCCACAGAAGACGGAAGAAAAGAUGGCGGUAGCGAUGGAGCUGAAAGUACUAAUGAAAUCCCGAAAAAUGGCAAAGGUAGUAGUAGACAAGAUACAGAACAUUCUAAAAGGAAUCAAGUGACCUCAAAUGAAAAACAAAGAUUUCCGAGUAAGGGCAAAGGUCAGGGCCAGUUCAUUCCUUCUCGUGGUCUUGAUAAUGCAAUUACAAAUGAAAUAGCUUCCCGGAAUGGUCCCAAUAAUGAAGGGACCGUAAUAACACACAGCAGGAAAAAUUAUUAUGGGCCCCACAGACAAAAUAAUUCUAUGCAGGACAAGGGUGUGUCACAAAGCAGAGGUUCCUGGGGUUACAGAAAGCCCCAUUCCAAUAGGAGGUUUCGCCCCCCUAAAAAGCAUGUCAGCAGUGAAUCAUCUGACAGUGGCAGUUCCAGUGAGAGCAACGGUGACUAGAAAUUCCCAGCAGGGGCAAGAUUUGAAUACUUGGUCAGCUGUGACCUGACAGUAUAAAGGGGGGCCACCUGAUUGCAGAUUAGAGGGACAGAGCCAGGAAUUGAAUAAACCAAGAAACCUGGCCUCCUGGGGAGAACUGUUGCUAUUUUAAUGG
This is a messenger RNA of Kogia breviceps (pygmy sperm whale), 1977 nucleotides long. NCBI's taxonomy places the organism in Eukaryota, Metazoa, Chordata, Mammalia, Artiodactyla, Physeteridae. The record is from RefSeq and is a predicted model, not a curated record.